AAUUGGGAAAUGUAGUAUCAAUUCCACCUCCACCCCCACCUCCCAUAGGAUCAAAGGUUAUAGCACCUCCACCACCCCCACCUCCCAUGGGAUCAAAGGUCACGGCACCUGCACCCCCACCUCCACCAAUGACUUCAAAUGGAAGAAUGCCAGCACCACCUCCACCCAUGCCAAUGGGAAAAGGAGCUGCACCUCCACCACCACCAGGGUUUGCAGGUGUCAGGAACCUAGGACCUAGGAAAGCAGCCACUAAAUUGAAGAGAUCAUCCCAAAUGGGAAAUCUUUAUCGGCUUCUCAAGGGUAAAGUUGAAGGAUCUAGUUUAGAUGGUAAAGCAAAGGGGAGAAAGGGAAAAGUUGGUGGUGCUGCACCCGCCGGAGGCAAACAGGGAAUGGCUGAUGCAUUAGCAGAGAUGACAAAGAGGUCAGCAUACCACCAACAAAUUGAAGAGGAUGUUAGAGUACAUGCAAAAACAAUCAAGGAGAUGAAAACAGCCAUUGCCUCUUUCCAAACAUCAGAUAUGUCUGAGCUUAUUAAGUUCCACAAAACUGUAGAAUCCCACCUAGAGAAACUAACGGAUGAAUCUCAGGUGCUAGCAAGGUUUGAAGAUUUUCCUACCAAGAAGUUGGAAGCAUUAAGGAUGGCAGCAGCACUUCAUACCAAGUUAGAUUCAAUAGCCAAAACUCUACAGAAUUGGCCAAUAGUCCCACCUGUUGGUCAACUUCUUGAAAAAGCUGAGAGUUACUUCAACAAGAUCAAAGGAGAAAUGGACACACUGGAACGAACAAAAGAUGAAGAAUCCAAGAAAUUUAUAAGCCAUAAAAUCCACUUUGAUUUUGGCAUCCUUGUGCGUAUCAAAGAAUUGAUGGUGGAUGUUUCCUCAAACUGUAUGGAACUGACUUUGAAGGAGAGAAGAGAAAUAAAGCAAAAGGAAAAUGAAGGAGCCGGACCGAAAAUUGAUGGUCAUAAAAAAGGAUCAGCUAAACUUCUUUGGAAGGCCUUCCAAUUUGCAUUCAGAGUCUAUACUUUUGCUGGUGGCCAAGAUGAUCGUGCUGACAUGUUGACAAGGGAAUUGGCUCAAGAAAUCGAGACAGAUCCUAAUCCAGAGGCAUAAAGUAUUAGCUCAUUUCUUCAAAACAAAAAAAAAACCCAAAAAAAAAAGAUCACUAUAGGUGAAAAUAUAAAAUGCAUUGGUGCUCAUAUAUAGACACUUUUGAGAGGUUUGAGCAUUUAGCAUAAUGAAGCUUUCCCUGGCAGGUGUUUUGUAGAUGCUUCUUGAUCUGUGACUACAUGCAUAUUCUAGGAGAGAAUUGCUAGACAUUAUAUCCUUCUUCGUUUAGAAGACGGAGAGAAGUGAGCUAAAAUCUAGCUUUGCUCUACUACCUGCAAUACAUACAAUAUCUAUUACACCUUUGUGACUGGUUUUGUAGCUUGUACAUAACCCCGGAUUUUCUUUACUUUCAGAAUUAAAAGAGUAUACAUGUGAAUGAUUUCCUUGUUUA
Molecule: messenger RNA, 1500 nt
Organism: Nicotiana tabacum (common tobacco)
Lineage: Eukaryota; Viridiplantae; Streptophyta; Magnoliopsida; Solanales; Solanaceae
Source: RefSeq, a predicted model, not a curated record